This is a messenger RNA of Raphanus sativus (radish), 1292 nucleotides long. RefSeq lists its product as uncharacterized. The record is from RefSeq and is a predicted model, not a curated record. NCBI's taxonomy places the organism in Eukaryota, Viridiplantae, Streptophyta, Magnoliopsida, Brassicales, Brassicaceae. Gene Ontology annotation, cellular component: nucleus. Bases 87 to 1139 code for a protein of 350 amino acids. The transcript is spliced from 4 exons. Gene Ontology annotation, biological process: regulation of cell cycle.
GUCGUUUGUCUGUAAAAGCUUCGUGCAAAAACCCUUGGCCACUAGAGAGAGAGGCGCAAGAGAGCUGAAGAAGGAGAAGAGGAGAAAUGGGGAAAACAAAGAAAGAAGAUCUGAAUCAAUUUCUGAUCACUCAUCUCAACACCAUCUACGAUACUCUCCAGUUGUUCGAACGAACAGCGUCUCCGACAGAGGAGAAAGUGAACUGGAGCGAUGUUCUUCAGAUGUCUGAUCACCUCUCUAAACAAGCCACCAUAGUGGGAAUGCUGUGGAACGGAGGAGAAGCUCCAAAAGCUGAGUCACUUAAGGAGACUAUGGAGUCUUACUUCAACGCUCUUCAAGGCUUCUUGCUUUGUUGCCAUGGUAGCACUGUUGGUGCUGGGUCAACUCUUUCUUCGCUCAUACAUGUCUCCGUCAAGAAGAUCGUUGAUUCCAGCUUCAGAUUGUUGCAGGGCUCUGUCUCCUUAUACGAGGGAUCAUAUGAGAAGGAGAAGAAGCCGUCUAUUCCGCAGCUUUCAGGAGCAGUUUGGGAAGCAUGCUCGAGUUUCAAGAAGGUUCCUGCGACAAACAUCACUGCCAUUGGCAGGGCUAUCACUCAGGUUGCUGUUUCUAUGAAGGAUGUUCUCAGGGAGAUGAAAGAAGUCAAACCAGCUUCCCCCGAGGACGAGGCAUCUGCUGAUGACGACGACGAUGAUGAUUUGGGGAAUGAUCUGUCCCCUGAAGAAAUGGAAGUUGCUCAAAUGGUAGCUGAGCUCGUGUCUGAUACCAUCACGGUGAUAAAAGAACUCAUCCGAGUCAUCACGGGGAUGAUCAAGCUGGAGAAUCCCAAGGAUAACGGGUUUGUGGACUCGCUUGAGAAGCUGCUGAAGCUGUGUAAAGGAACCGGAGAUCAAAUCGAUGAGAUUGGAGCUUGCGUUUAUCCUCCGCAGGAGAUUGUCAAGAUGAAGCAAGCGCUGAAGGUAAUACAAGGAAAUCUAGGUGAAGUCGAGGCUGAGGUCGAGGGUUUGAAGAAUUCUUCAGAGGCGUUUACGGGAGCUUGCGGGAAGCUAAGAAGCUCGAUGAAACACAUUGAAGCUGAGCUAGACAAGAGAUGCGAGGAUGAAGUAGUUGCUGAAAUGCAGAAUGUUACUCUCGGCAGUUAGAGAGGGUUUGGGAUUUUUGCAAGGUUUCUUCAAAGUUAGAUUUUUGUGUGUGUGUUUAUUACAUCGUGGACUUUUUGUUCCUGUCGGAAAGUAGAACAUUCAUGUAAUAUGCAUUGUUCAAUGUGUUGCGUUAUAUUGCAUAAACUUUAUAGA